AUGGCCGCCGUUAUAAAAGCGAUCAAUGCGAAGAUACGGUCCAACAAGGUGUUGGACUACGUCUGCUCAACACUUCUUAUCGGUUUGUCUCAGUUAUGGAACCGGAUGCUGACAUGCGACAACAUCUCUAUAGAUUUCUGGGGCCCCGUAUCCAACUUCGGCAUUCCGGUUGCUGCGGUUAUGGAUACUCAGAAAGAUCCUGAAAUGUAUGUCAUCGCGGCGUCGCCCCUCUAUAUCUUCGCUUUGCCCUCUGGUCCUCCUUUUGCCAACCCGAUGACCGGUGCAUUGGUUAUCUACUCCGGAACUUUUAUGCGCUAUUCCCUCGCCGUCACUCCCAAGAACUACCUCCUUUUCGGGUGCCAUUUCAUCAACUUUGGAGCCCAAUUGACUCAAGGAUACCGAUGGCUGAACUACUGGAAAUGGGGAGGACGAGAGGCUGCCCUAGCAAACAAGGCCAAGGAGGCUGGUGCUGAAGCCGGAAAGGUAGCUGUUGAGCCCAGCUCUUCUUCAUAG
Molecule: messenger RNA, 513 nt
Organism: Microsporum canis CBS 113480
Lineage: Eukaryota; Fungi; Ascomycota; Eurotiomycetes; Onygenales; Arthrodermataceae
Product: UPF0041 domain-containing protein
Exons: 4
Coding region: 1-513 (170 amino acids)
Biological process (GO): pyruvate import into mitochondria
Cellular component (GO): mitochondrial inner membrane
Source: RefSeq, a predicted model, not a curated record